GGCAUUUUCCUUGAAGCAUGAUGGACACACUGUUCCUCAAAGCGCUGCUGCUUUUGGCUGGCUGCUUGACUGGGCUUGUCUAUCACCUCUCCAAUCCUUUUCUGGGAGAAAAGAGAACAGGUUAUGAAAAGCCGAAUUUUGUAAUCAUUUUGGCAGAUGAUAUUGGAUGGGGGGACCUUGGAGCCAACUGGGCUGAAACAGAGGAUACUCCUCACUUGGAUAAUCUAGCUUCUGAAGGAAUGAGGUUGGUGGAUUUCCACUCGGCAGCAUCCACUUGCUCCCCGUCUCGUGCCUCGCUCCUCACGGGACGGCUUGGUACUCGCAAUGGCGUGACCCACAAUUUUGCUGUGACUUCAGUCGGUGGCCUCCCCCUAAAUGAAACCACGUUGGCUGAGGUUCUGCAGGACGCCGGAUACCUCACUGCCGUGAUCGGCAAGUGGCACCUUGGACACAAUGGCCUCUAUCAUCCCAACUUCCGCGGUUUCGACUAUUACUUCGGGAUCCCCUACAGUCACGACAUGGGCUGUACUGACACCCCAGGCUACAACCUCCCUCCGUGUCCAGCCUGCCCUUUGCACUCUGCAUCGGCAAGCAGCUUUGGGAAGGACUGCUACACCAAGGUGGCACUUCCUCUCUUUGAAAACAUCAGUAUUGUCCAACAGCCUGUCAACUUGACCAGCUUGGCUAUGGAGUAUGCAGAAAAAGCAACUCGGUUCAUUCAGUGUGCCAGGAAAAGCGAACGCCCGUUCUUCCUGUACCUGGCUCUUGCUCAUAUGCACGUGCCCCUGGUAAUUGCUCAGCCACCAUCCUGCUCGUCACUCAAGGACAUAUAUGGAGCCAGCUUGAGGGAGAUGGAUGCUUUAGUGGGACGGCUGAAGGAGGAAAUCGACAGCUCCCAGGAGGAAAACACGCUUCUUUGGUUCACAGGAGAUAACGGUCCGUGGGCGCAGAAGUGCGAGCUUGCAGGGAGUGUCGGCCCAUUCAUCGGCACGUGGCAGCGCCAGCGAGGUGGGAGCUCAGCAAAGCAAACCACUUGGGAAGGGGGACAUCGCGUUCCAGCACUGGCAUACUGGCCUGGCAAGAUCCCUGCAAAUGUGACAAGUGCUGCUCUGUUGAGCACCUUGGACAUUUUCCCCACCGUAGUGUCCCUGGCAAAUGCAACCCUCCCUCUCCACAGACGCUUCGAUGGCCUGGAUGUGUCUGACGUCCUCUUUGGGCAAUCGCAAAGCUGUUCUCGGACGUUGUUCCAUCCCAACAGUGGAGCGGCUGGAAAGGAUGGAGAGAUAAAAGCACUACGGUUGGCUCAGUACAAGGCUUUCUACACGACAGGGGGAGCAAAAGCUUGUGAUGGGAGCAUUGGGCUGGAGGAGCAUCAUGACCCACCACUCAUAUUUAAUCUGGAGCGUGAUGCCCAGGAGCAGGAGCCUUUGGAUACGAAGUCCAGCGAGUACCAGGCCAUGUUUCCUGCAGUAACCAGGGCUUUCGCCAACAUCCUGCAGGACAUUGCAACAGACAACGUGUCUACCGCCGAUUACUCCCGCAACCCAGCUGCAACGCCCUGCUGCAAUCCACAGCACGUAGUCUGCCGAUGCCAACCUUGCCGCAACCCAGACCACAGUGGGACUACGCAGUCAACACACUCUCAGGCUUAAUCAGUCGGAGGUGACAAGGGAGGCCACCUUGGACCCCAGGAAUCUCUCCUUGGAAUAUUUUGUGGAAAGUGAAAUGCAGUGGCUUCAACAAAGCAGCAUGUCUCAGUAAAAAGGCAUUUGUCAGAAUUGCUCUGACCACCUCUGCCCAGCUAGCAUGGCCCGAGUGAGCUCCCAAGCUAGCAAGUGAAUUGGCCACAGGGUCGACUUUCAGCUCAUAGCAGGCGAAGCACAGGCCCAGCGACAGAUGCUGUAUCUGAGCUCCUACUGCUCUGUCUCUCCACUAAGGAAUAUUUUUGGAAAGUCCCCUCCCUCUUCCUGAGUCACACGUAUAAAUUGUUCCCUUGAGUUAAUUACAGCACCAGGCUCUGACAGAUCAAAGUUCAUUACAUAAAGAGCCUGCUGUUGUACAGCG
Gavialis gangeticus (Gharial) is the source of this 2064-nucleotide messenger RNA. RefSeq names its product arylsulfatase G (gene ARSG). Lineage: Eukaryota; Metazoa; Chordata; Crocodylia; Gavialidae. The record is from RefSeq and is a predicted model, not a curated record. Gene Ontology annotation, molecular function: arylsulfatase activity. The coding region runs from base 18 to 1652 and encodes 544 amino acids. The transcript has 13 exons.